This is a messenger RNA of Salvia splendens (bonfire salvia), 1313 nucleotides long. RefSeq names its product protein COFACTOR ASSEMBLY OF COMPLEX C SUBUNIT B CCB4, chloroplastic. Gene Ontology annotation, cellular component: chloroplast. Bases 24 to 938 code for a protein of 304 amino acids. The transcript is spliced from 9 exons. The record is from RefSeq and is a predicted model, not a curated record. Gene Ontology annotation, biological process: cytochrome b6f complex assembly. NCBI's taxonomy places the organism in Eukaryota, Viridiplantae, Streptophyta, Magnoliopsida, Lamiales, Lamiaceae.
CAUGUAGCCAUCUUCCUUGUUCCAUGAUAGUUUUCAACAGGUUUCUCUCAAUUCUCAGGGAGGCUAUGGAGGUCCCAAGCCGAAGAGGGACCGACCUGCUUGCCGAAUGGGUGUCUAAAAACGACGAUUUCGUCCGGAGCUUGCCGAUAUACGUCGGUGGCGCAUCUCUGGCGGCUGUGCUCCUCAAUCGAGCGGUGUCGGGCAUUGCUCCGGUUGCUGACGCUAGCAGUUCCCAGUCUAGAGCAGAUCUGUUGACGCUUGGUUUGGCUGUUACCAAUAUCUUGAAUGGUCUUGUGUGGCUCUCGAUUCGCCCAAAAACUAUUUCUGUGGUAGAUCCCAAUGGGGUGGAUUGUCGAAGAAUUUAUCAUGGCCUUCCUGAAUAUGUGACUUCAGAGUAUUUAUAUUUAUUCUAUUUUAUCUACUUCUUUCGUUCAUCUUUCUACACUUCCACUCAUUAUUACUUAAUGAUUCUUAGGCUGUUAAUUUUUUUCAGAUAUUUAUUGUUCCUGUUUUUCUCAAUUAAUGUUUACUUUAUGAAAAGCGGAAAAAGAACUGUUUCUUUUUGCCAAUCCUGCAUUUUGCAAAUAGGGUUUGCUGAUGUCUUGCAACCAAAUGGAGAUGAACCCAUUGGUGUAGAUGCUGACAAAUUGAUCCAAGGAUCCCUCUAUAAGGGACUUAUGAGAUCUGGAUCACAAAGUUAUUUGGCCAAUCUGUCAUUAUAUCCUGGGAAGACUGAGCUUCCGUUUUUACCUUCAAAUACACAGGCUGUUAUCUUGCAACCACUUGGUGAGAAAGGAUUUGCAAUAGUUGGUGGUGACACAAUAAGGGGAUUCACUACUUCAGACCAGGCAUGGAUCACAUUAAUAGCAGAGAAGUUAGAUGCUACACUCGCAAAACCUGUAAAUAAAACUCAAUUGACAGUGGAAGAGAAUAGCUGAUUAAUCCAGCUGUGACUUGAAUUCCUGAUCAGCCAAUGAUGCCUAAUGCAUCACAUUCAAUGGCUAAUCUCUGGCUAAAUGCUCUGGCAUCCCAUUCUUUUGUUCCUGCAACACAGAUGUCCAAUUUUCCGGAAGCACCAUCAAGUUGAGCCCCACUGCUACAAUAGAUUGAGAAUGCCAGAUUUUUAUGGAUGUCCAAGCAGAGUAUCUUUUAAUGGGAAGAUACAUUUUGUUGUUUCUAUGCUACAGAUUCUUUUGGAUUUCACAUUUCUAAUGUCUUGCAAUAGUUUCCUUACUUGUAAACUAUGCAUUCAAUAACGCUGCUGAAGAGUUCAAUCAUUCAAUAACAAAGCUAAAACUCACAUCCUUACUAUC